Messenger RNA from Mustela erminea (ermine), 2686 nucleotides. It is a transcript of the gene FNTB, whose product is annotated as farnesyltransferase, CAAX box, beta. Gene Ontology annotation, biological process: protein farnesylation. The transcript is spliced from 12 exons. Gene Ontology annotation, cellular component: protein farnesyltransferase complex. The record is from RefSeq and is a predicted model, not a curated record. The coding region runs from base 59 to 1372 and encodes 437 amino acids. Gene Ontology annotation, molecular function: protein farnesyltransferase activity. Lineage: Eukaryota; Metazoa; Chordata; Mammalia; Carnivora; Mustelidae.
AAUGCGCGUUGUUGUUUGACGAAGGGAGUCCUAUACACCGCCUGCUGCUCUCCUGAUCAUGGCUUCUCCGAGUUCCUUCACCUACUAUUGCCCUCCAUCUUCCUCCCCUGUCUGGUCAGAGCCGCUGUACAGUCUGAGGCCCGAGCACGCGCGGGAGCGGUUGCAGGACGACUCGGUGGAAACAGUCACGUCCAUAGAACAGGCAAAAGUAGAAGAAAAGAUCCAGGAUGUCUUCAGUUCUUAUAAGUUCAACCACCUUGUACCAAGGCUGAUUUUGCAGAGAGAGAAGCACUUCCAUUAUCUGAAAAGAGGGCUUCGACAGCUGACAGACGCCUACGAGUGUCUGGAUGCCAGCCGCCCAUGGCUCUGCUAUUGGAUCCUGCACAGCUUGGAACUGCUGGAUGAACCCAUCCCCCAGAUGGUGGCCACAGACGUAUGUCAGUUCCUGGAGCUGUGUCAAAGUCCAGAAGGUGGCUUUGGGGGGGGCCCUGGCCAGUACCCACAUCUUGCACCCACGUAUGCCGCCGUCAACGCACUCUGCAUCAUCGGCACCGAGGAGGCCUAUGACGUCAUUAACAGGGAGAAGCUUCUUCAGUAUUUAUACUCGUUGAAGCAGCCCGACGGCUCUUUUCUCAUGCACGUUGGAGGUGAGGUGGAUGUGAGAAGCGCGUACUGUGCUGCCUCCGUAGCUUCUCUGACCAACAUCAUCACUCCAGACCUCUUUGAGGGCACGGCCGAAUGGAUAGCAAGGUGUCAGAAUUGGGAAGGUGGAAUUGGUGGGGUGCCAGGGAUGGAAGCCCAUGGCGGCUACACUUUCUGUGGCCUGGCUGCCCUGGUCAUCCUCAAGAAGGAACGUUCCUUGAAUUUGAAGAGCUUAUUGCAAUGGGUGACCAGCCGGCAGAUGCGCUUCGAAGGUGGAUUUCAGGGCCGCUGCAACAAGCUGGUGGACGGCUGCUACUCCUUCUGGCAGGCGGGGCUUCUGCCCCUGCUGCACCGCGCACUGCAUGCUCAAGGCGACCCUGCCCUCAGCAUGAGCCACUGGAUGUUCCAUCAGCAGGCCCUGCAGGAAUACAUCCUCAUGUGCUGCCAGUGCCCCGCGGGGGGGCUUCUGGAUAAACCUGGCAAGUCUCGGGACUUCUACCACACCUGCUACUGCCUGAGUGGCCUGUCCAUAGCCCAGCACUUCGGCAGUGGAGCCAUGUUGCACGACGUGGUCUUGGGAGUGCCGGAAAAUGCCCUGCAGCCCACUCACCCUGUGUACAAUAUCGGACCAGAUAAGGUGAUCCAGGCCACCAUGCACUUUCUGCAGAAGCCAGUCCCCGGCUUUGAAGAGCGAGAGGAUGAGGCACCAGCACAGCCCGCCACCGCCUAGAAGACAAGGCUCCCGUGGCUCUCUGCUCACCCACCUCCCCGGUCAGACCAAGGUGUAUACAUUUCGAUACGUACCACAUUCUGUGCUGCAUAAGCCUUGGCCACUAUGGGGCUGUGGUCCUUUGUCUUUUCCUGUCAAACAAAACAAAACUGAUGGCUCUGGGUUUGGAGAACAUAGUGGCGUGGUCUUUUAAAAAGUCUUUCCACCUCUGUCAAACCAAAAAUCUGUCAGCCUGCGUGGCACCUGAACCUGGCUCUGGCCUGGCCUGGGUUGUUGGGGAGCGAUGUGCCCUGGGCAGAAGCAGCCCUCGCCACCAGCUCUCCAGCCCGGACAGUGGUACUGAAACGAACGGCAUCUAUGAGUCACUGCUACCCCCCCCCCCCACCAUCCCCGUACGCCACCCUUAAGUCACCAGGAAGGUACCAUCCUGCGGGUGGAAAUAAGUGCUCUGUGCCAAGGGGGAAGGGGAGCUUUGGUCCCAUCAGACUGAAUUCUCUAGAAAAAAUCAUGGUGGGACUUCACUAUGAGAUGCCCAAGGCUGCAGGGAAAGGGAGCCGGGGGGUGGGGGAGAAAGGUCUCCUUGGGUUGUGACUUCCUGCCCCUCUGCCUGGAGAACCGAGCCACACUCUCCCCAGGGCCCCUGAUGGGUGCACAGGCGCUUUGCUUCAGCCACCUGGGCAGUGACUUCGACCCAGGAAGCCAAUUAUGAGUGGAAAUGAACCUCUAGCUCGGUUCUGCACCCAAGGAAGCAGCCCCAGUGCGCACCCCUCCCCCGCCCCAUCAUGUGAAAACCCCUCUCAGUGACCCCUCUGCGUGUUUCCAUCUCCCAUCAGACCCCCAGCCCGGCCUCCUCAGAGAUGGUGUUGUCUUCUCUCAUCCCAAGUAUUAAUGCUACUAAGUCUUUCACCUUAAUUUGACUCAGGAUAUAUUCACGUUCUGCCCACUCUGGGCCCCCAGACAUAAAAUGAAGCGCUCCGUGGGCUGGCUGCCAUCGAGGCCGGAGCCGAGGAACCCUGGCUGAGGCGGGGGGGGGGGGGGGCGCCCCAUGUGCUCAGCCUGUCCGGGCCUCUGCGGCUUUCAGUCAGUGGGGUGUCGAGCUGGGCCAUCUGUCCACUGUUGCUGUCCCAGCAAACUCCGCGUGGCUGACCUGGCCUUCGUAAGCAGCCGCGGACUGCAGGCCGGGAGGCGCUCAGAGAUGCAGCAUGAGGCCCCUCUCAAAAACUCCGCCCUUUGCUGCCUCUAAUUCCCUAUUGCUUUGGCGGAUUGGGCUAUAUGUAUUACCUCCUUGAAAUAAUAAAAGAAUGACCUUUUCAA